Molecule: messenger RNA, 3920 nt
Organism: Pungitius pungitius (ninespine stickleback)
Lineage: Eukaryota; Metazoa; Chordata; Actinopteri; Perciformes; Gasterosteidae
Gene: il21r.1
Product: interleukin 21 receptor, tandem duplicate 1
Exons: 10
Coding region: 1986-3686 (566 amino acids)
Biological process (GO): cytokine-mediated signaling pathway
Cellular component (GO): external side of plasma membrane; membrane
Molecular function (GO): protein binding; cytokine receptor activity
Source: RefSeq, a predicted model, not a curated record
AGUGGUCUGCUGUGGUUGCAGCAUAUCUGUGGCCAUCGAGAGGGCCAGCAUGACAAUGUGCAAUAACCACUGCGGUAUGUGCGCGUAUACAUAUAUUUAUUUGGUGCUUUAUUAGCUACUGUGGCCUUUGCACUCGAUUUUUUUCAUUUUUUUAUUUGUUUAUUCUUGUCAUUUUAAUCAUUAUACUGCUGCUCUUGUUUUUUUCUCUCCAUGUAUCUUGUGUGCACUGUGCACUUUGCUGCCGCUUUCCCGUUGUGGGACAAAUAAAGGAACAUCUCAUCUUAAAUGACACCACCAUGGUUUCACCACAUAGAGGUGCUGUGGGUUUACAAAUGUGUGUGAAUUGAGUAUUUGCGGUUGGAGCAAAGUGAAUUCAUGGGUUUAUAAUCUGACUGGUUCCUCUGAUCUGUAUACAAAUACAGUCACAAGUCAUUCAGAUAAUGAUGUGAAAAUGAAACAGUAAGUCUACGCUUCACUGCUUAUUUCCCUAAAUUAAAAUGAGCUCUGUUGUCUCAGCAAACUCUUAUUUAGUUUGUUAAGUUGCAUUACUGAUAUUCUUUAUAUUUUAUGGUGUUUCUCUGUGUUGUUUGAUCGUUUAUUCUCUCAUAGCUUAACGUUCUUUGAAUGUGUCCCAUUGCUGGCGUGUAUCACACUUGAUCCUGCAGUGAGUAAUAAGUUCGUUCUCUGUAUGACACUGUUCUGGCCCACUUCCCCCUCCCUCGACUGCACAGUUCUCUCAUCGAUCAGGAGAACACUCUUCCUCGUGUCUUGCAACGUCUGCGUCGCACUUUGCAGAGCGCCGAGGUGGCCGUGAACCCCCCACCCCCCGUGAAACUGCAGUAACCUGCCGAUGGGACGUGUGAGGAGAGGAGGAAUCGAUUCUGCGGAGGUAGGCUGUAACUCACACGCCACACGGCUCAACAUUCAUGGUCGACAAAGUGUCUUGUUGUCUUGUAUUAACCGUUGUGCGUUUCAUUCUGCAUUUGACCUUUUUGCACACAAUUAAAAAAUAAAUACAAGGAGGUAACAUGUGACAUGGUAUGGUGGCAUUACAUAUCGAUGUUAACACGGUAUGGUGUGAAGAGAUUUUACAAAAGUUCACCAAGUGGGUGAAUAGUGCAAUAAAAGUGCUUUUAUGCAGACGGAAGUCAAAUAAAUGUCACCUUAGAGAGCAGCUGACAUUUAGAGCCUCAUCUCAAACAUUAAGAUUCUGCUCCAAACACAAUCUGAAGUCUUAUGAGUAAACACUUCUCCUCAGAUACAAACUAAAGGUCAUUGACAGCACAGAAUCAGAUAAUAAACUCACAACAGCAAGAAUUCAGUCACCACAUCUUGCCAGUCAUUUGUAUCAAACUAAAGGCCGUCAUCCAUUUUCUGCUCUUUCUGCUUCUGUUUUCCAAACUCAAGCCACCUGACGCUUCCCUUUACCUACGACUAAUGAGCCGGAUGCACACCAUCCCCUCCACUCAAACUCUACUUCUGCAAACUGCAAAGAAACCUCCCCUUUGAUGACCUCCAGCGGGAGUCAAACAUUUAGGCUUUUGGGCCGCGCCGACUUGGGUUAAAACAAUGACUCGGCAGCAGCCCAACAAACUCUACAUGAGGCCAAACCACGGCAUGACAUUAAGUUGAACCUCACUAAAGGGGCAGUUUACUAUGAAAGGGCGUGUUUUUUUUUAGGGAACGUCCUCUCUGCGGCUUUGCAGCUCUGCGUCGUUUCGGUGUGACGGAAUGGCGUUUGGUACAAGACGUGAACGCGGCCCAGAAACAGGCGCCGGGCCAUUCAGAGCCGGUUGAAUUGUUAAAAGUCGUGAGUCGUGAGGGUCUCCACGGCAGCGCCGUGACUCAUUCAGCAAGGUCUGCACGGUGGAAACUACUGAAACACGUCAUUGAACAACCACUAUGACGGCAGACACACGUCAGUUUCCUGUUGACCUUCUUGGGGCUCUCCGGUUAUCUGUUGCACACUCAGAGGCGCAGUGUGGAUGUGGUGGGGAGGCACCACACAGACACAAUUCAAAGGGUCUGAAACCACAUCCUUGGCCACGCCACCGACGGCGAUGAUGAUGAUGAUGAUGAUGAUGGUGGCGGUGACGAUGACGCCCUCGCACUCACGAACCCGAAAUAAUGUUUUCCGCCAAACGCUCUCACACAGGCGCCAGUGCUCCACGGCGGCUCUGUUACCGCGGCGGCUGAUUGAGCGGCGGCUCUUUUUCGACCGAGACAAGCGGGUCGUCCCCAUGGCUGUCAGAGCGGGGCUCUUACUGCUGCUGUGGGACCUCGCGUCGUUUCCUCCGGGCGUCGCGUCUUCGUGCAACGUCACCUGCUCCACGGACUACGAGACGUCCCUCAACUGUUCCUGCUCCGACUCGACGUUUUCCGGCUUCAUCGCGGCCUCGUGCAGUUUGGAUGAAGUCACGGUCAACGGAAGCUGUGAAGUCAAACCACCUCAACCCUGGUGCGUGAUGUACCCGGAGCUGCUGGACGACGUCCUGGACGUUUUCACCACGUGUACCGCCACCGCCGGCCCACAGCGUGACCGGCGGCCGGCCGGCCUGCCCGGCGCGUGGUCACUGUGCGACGUGGUGAAACCGUCGCCUCCUGUCGAUGUUCGUGUGACAAACACCGGCCGGUGGCACAACAUCAGCUGGGACCACGGCGGGCGCCACUGCCUCACGUACGAGCUGCGCGUGAGGGAGGACAGAGGCCCGUCCAAGAAUCCACUUCGCGUGAACGAGAAGAACUUUCUGCUCGACCGCAAGCAGCUGCGGCCACGCGUGAGCUACGUCGUAGACGUGCGGGCCAAGGUGUGCCCCGGGCAUCAGUACCUCGGCCCGUGGAGCGAGUGGAGCUCCGCCGCGCGCUGGAGGACCGGUGGGGCGCUUGAAGAAUUGGAUGGACUCUGGUGGUACGUCACCCUGUCCGUCACUCUCGUCCUUGUUCUCCUGUUGCUGGGUUAUUUUAAGAAAACGUGGUGGCAGAAGAAACUCCAACGGAUUCUAUACAUCCCCAAGGCGGAGAAGUUCUUUCAGCCUCUCCACCUGGCGUAUGGAGGGGACUUCAAGGAGUGGGUGAAGCCCGUGUUCAGCGAGCACGAUUACCUGAGGAUCGACCCGCGCGGCCAGGCGACGAGCGAGAAGCAGCGCGCCCUCCUCCAAUGGAGCAACGAGAAGCGGUGCUGCGGCGAGGACCCCGGGGCCGCCGCCCCCCUCUGCCCGCCGCGGCCCCACAGCAACUCGCUGUUGUUCUUCCAGGGCUCGCAGGACAUCUCCAUCCACACCGUGACCCUGUCCGGAGAGGAGGAGCUCGAGGGGGGACGCGGAGGACGCGGCGACGCGGAGGGGCCCCGGAGGCCAGGAGGCGUAUCGUCGCGACGCGAGGACCAAAUACCCAACGACUUAUUGGUGGAGGACCAGCCGGUGGAACCGGAGAGGGUGUCGCUGGACUCGUUCGUCUCCAACGAGCUGUCUGACGACGGCUACCCGCGCGUGGACUUGGACACUAUUGACAGUGGCUUCGGCGAGUGCGUCGUGGUCCCCGGGGCCUCGGACUCCAACGCGGCGGAGCAGCCGCUCUCCGACUCGUUUCGCGACCACAAAAGCCUGGGUUCGAACUACGUGAAGCAGUGGAUGGCACGCGGCAGCAUUCAAGAAGACCUCGGCAGCCCGGGGGCCCAAACGCCGUGAGGCACCGCGACCCUCGCGGCUGAUUGGCUGACGUGUAUCGCGUUGAACUUAAAUUGUAUAGUCAGGUUUCCUUGUGUUUUAAAAUGGUGUUUUUAGUGUUUAAAUGUUAUUGUUUUUUUUCUUUUAAAGCGAUUUGAUUGCAGAAAGAGAGACUUUGGUGCCAUUCUUUGAGAUUGGAGUGUGUAUAUACAUAAUAACAAUUGUACUUUUAUUGUUGAUCACAUGCAAAUCAGG